Phalaenopsis equestris is the source of this 2181-nucleotide messenger RNA. Its product is annotated as 3-ketoacyl-CoA synthase 11-like. The coding region runs from base 474 to 2012 and encodes 512 amino acids. The record is from RefSeq and is a predicted model, not a curated record. Gene Ontology annotation, molecular function: acyltransferase activity, transferring groups other than amino-acyl groups. The transcript has a single exon. Gene Ontology annotation, biological process: fatty acid biosynthetic process. Gene Ontology annotation, cellular component: membrane. Lineage: Eukaryota; Viridiplantae; Streptophyta; Magnoliopsida; Asparagales; Orchidaceae.
AUCCGCUCCACUAUCUAACUGUCCUCCUCCUAAUGGAAGCUUCUGUCGACGACAGCAUGUGAUAUUAAACCAACGCGUUGUCGCCUAUCUCGCCGUCCAUCUCCAUCCAACCUCUCUCCGCGUUCCAUCAAGACCCGACGGAAGACGAGACGCCACCCAGCUGGAAGUUAGGAAGAUGACCUACAAAUUUAAUUCUUCCCCUCAUGGUUAUUUCUUUUUCUUAAAUUUCAUCCCACUUUUUAUAUCCCUCCUUGUUUAAUUUCAGCCCAAAAAAAGUUCCCACCUUCCUCUCUCGUCGAUUAGAUUUUCAGAUCUGUGUUCUUGAUGAUAAAGAUCGCAGCUUUUGCAUCCUGAAAGAUACUAUCUUUCCAAAUUGCUUUUAUGCAAUCAUUUAAAAAGUUGUAGUUUUUGCCUUCACCAUUCUUUUUCUUAUACUCUGCAUCGACAUUUUUUUUCUGUUCUGAGCUCUAACAAUGGCGGAAACAAAACCGAAUACCGACUCAUUGCCCAAACUCUCUUCAAAAAGACUUCCAGACUUCAAGCAAUCCGUUAAGCUCAAGUAUGUCAGACUCGGCUACCAUUACCUCAUCACCCACGGCAUGUACCUCUUCCUCACUCCAUUACUAGGUAUCAUUGCCGCGCAAGCCUCCACCUUUUCCCUCCAUGAUCUCUACGUUCUAUGGGGCCAUCUACGCUUCAAUCUCAUCUCCGUCAUUCUCUGCUCCGCCUUUCUCGUCUUUCUAUCCACCCUCUACUUCCUCAGUCGCCCCAGUCCCGUUUACCUCCUCAACUUCGCGUGCUAUAAACCUGAAGAAGCUUGCAAAUGUUCCCGUCAAACUUUCAUGGAUUGCUCCAAGUCCAGAGGUUCAUUCACUGAAGAAAACCUCGAGUUUCAGCAAAAAAUACUAGAAAGAUCUGGCCUUGGUGAAUCUACUUACCUUCCCAAAGCUGUCACCAACGUUCCCCCAAAUCCUUCGAUGGCUGAAGCCAGGAAGGAAGCUGAGACGGUCAUGUUCGGCGCCAUUGACCAGCUCUUUGCGAAGACCAAUCUUAAACUGAAGGACAUCGGAAUUCUGAUCGUGAAUUGCAGCUUAUUCAAUCCAACCCCUUCCCUAUCUGCAAUGAUUGUGAAUCACUACAAGCUCAGGGGAAAUAUUCAGAGCUAUAACCUCGGCGGCAUGGGCUGCAGUGCAGGGCUCAUCUCAAUAGAUCUUGCCAGGCAGCUACUUCAGUCCAAUCCAAACUCCUACGCCUUGGUUGUCAGCAUGGAGAACAUCACUUUGAAUUGGUAUUUUGGUAACAACCGAUCUAUGCUCGUCUCAAAUUGCCUUUUUCGAAUGGGUGGAGCUGCAAUCCUUCUAUCAAACCGGUGGUCGGAUCGAAGGAGGUCAAAGUAUCAGUUGCUUCACACAGUUAGGACACACAAAGGAGCAGAUGAUAAAUGCUACGCAUGUGUUACCCAGGAAGAAGAUGACAAUGGGGAGAUUGGAGUUUCUCUAUCAAAGGAUCUUAUGGCAGUUGCUGGCGAUGCUUUGAAGACUAAUAUCACCACACUGGGUCCUCUUGUUCUUCCCAUGUCCGAGCAGCUGCUGUUUAUGGCUACAUUGGUGGCGAGAAAGCUUCUCAAGAUGAAGAUAAAGCCAUAUAUACCAAAUUUCAAGCUGGCGUUCGAGCAUUUCUGCAUUCAUGCUGGUGGAAGGGCUGUGUUGGAUGAACUGGAGAAGAAUCUGCAGCUCUCUGAGUGGCACAUGGAGCCAUCCAGGAUGACACUUUACCGCUUUGGGAACACAUCAAGCAGCUCCCUCUGGUAUGAAUUGGCUUACACUGAAGCAAAGGGAAGGAUUGGGAGGGGGGAUAGGAUUUGGCAGAUUGCAUUUGGUUCUGGAUUUAAGUGCAACAGUGCAGUAUGGAAGGCGUUGAAGAGGGUGAAACCUGCGGAGGAGAAGAAUCCUUGGAUGGAUGAAAUUGAUAGCUUUCCAGUUACAAUUCCGAGAGUAGCAGUAAUCAACUGAGCUGUGGAGAUUUCAGUGAUAAUUUACAGUGCCUUAUUAGGCGUAGCAUUUUAGAUUUAAGUUGUGGUAGAGUAGUUCUUUUGUGGAUUGAUAUCCUUUGUUCUCUCAAGGGAUUAGAUAACAUGAACAUGUUGUUGUUUCGAGAGAAGAAAGUUGGUGUUUUUAAUUA